GCAAUCCAACCAAUCACAGGCUCUGGAGGGCUUCUCGAAGCUCACACCACGGAAGUGCGGAAAAACUAAAUCCAAAUCGCGGUUACGGACUUGUUUGUUGGAGUUGUGGAGUUAACAAAGUGUCGCCAAACCUUUUGGGAUUUUUACAAGAGAAAAUCACCUCUUUUCUCCAUGCGUCGUCGGUGAUUUUUCUCAUGGCGGUCACACCGAAGAAUGUCGAAUUCAAGUCCGAGUAUAGUUCACAGUGCGUGUCGGAGAGCAGCCCUCAUGACCCCGCGGAGACGCCGCAGCAGAAGCUCAGCGCCUCCCUCAAGGAGCGUCUGAAGAGGUCACGGCGCUCCUUCGCCUCGCCCUUCCGCGCCGCCAAGCGCCUUUGUGUGGACGAGGAAGACGGCCAAGCGCUCGCAACAGAUUCCCAGACGACGUACAACAACACAAACGCUCCACUGGUCAGCUCGCCCGCUGACGUCACGGCGCAGGAAGCCAGACCGAGGAGCGAAAGGUUCUCCGGGACGAGUCCUGGACCCGCUGGCGGUCACUCCGAAGACUUGGCACGACGCAGGGAGCGACUCAGCCGGGAGGUGAAGGACAAGACGGAGACGUUGCGUCGACUUAAGAUGGUGAAGAUGUACAGAAGCAAGAACGACCUGGGCCAGCUCCAGACCUUGGUGGACAAGUGGCGGAGCUGUGCCCAGGAGGCUCUGUAUCAGCUGCAGUCCCAGGUCCCGGUGGACGGACGCAAGGCCAGCCUCUCCGAGCUCAUUGACCUCUUCGGACUGGAUGAGAACAUUCUCCACUUUGACCGCACGGAAGAUGACUUCCUGAACAUGAGCUCAAAACGCAGUCAUUAGAUGGACAAAGAAACCUCUAAAGUCCAGUUUGGGCGCUACUAAUUGUUCACUUUUUGAAACUAAAAGGGAAAUAACAGCAAUAGAAACUUGUUACAGGGUGUAAAGGUCCCUAUUAAGACCAGGCGUCCAAGUGUAAAAAUAAGUGAAGCAAUACUAUUUUUUCCAAAGGCCUUUUGUAAUAAAUAUCAAGUUUUGUGAGUUUAGAGGUGGAUUUUCCCGAAAUAUGUUCAAAUUUCCAACUUUAGAGGUUUCUCUGCAUGGUUAAAUUCCCCCAAAUUCUAGAGGAUUAUUAAAAAAUAUAUAUAUUGAACUCUUUAUUUGUUGCAGCUACUCCAUUUCCACAGCUCUGCAGCAUUUGUUCACUUUUUGAAACAAAGAGGAAAUAACGGCAAUAGAAACUUGUCACAGGGUGUAAAGGUCCCUAUUAAGACUAGACAUACAAGUGUAAAAAUAAGUGAAGCAAUACUAUUUUUUCCAAAGGCCUUUUGUAAUAAAUAUCAAGUUUUUUGAGUUUAGAGGUGGAUUUUCCCGAAAUAUGUUCAAAUUUCCAACUUUAGAGGUUUCUCUGCAUGGUUAAAUUCCCCCAAAAUUUAGAGGAUUUUUUUUUUAAUAAAUUGAGCUCUUUAUUUGUUGCAGCUACUCCAUUUCCAUAGUUUUGCAACAAUUGUUCACUUUUUCAAACAAAAAUGAAAAUAACGGCAAUAGAAACUUGUCACAGGGUGUAAAGGUCCCUAUUAAGACCAGACAUACAAGUGUAAAAAUAAGUGAAGCAAUACUAUUUUUUCCAAAGGCCUUUUGUAAUAAAUAUCAAGUUUUGUGAGUUUA
This is a messenger RNA of Nerophis ophidion (straightnose pipefish), 1676 nucleotides long. It is a transcript of the gene sfr1, whose product is annotated as SWI5-dependent homologous recombination repair protein 1. The record is from RefSeq and is a predicted model, not a curated record. The transcript is spliced from 3 exons. NCBI's taxonomy places the organism in Eukaryota, Metazoa, Chordata, Actinopteri, Syngnathiformes, Syngnathidae. Bases 195 to 851 code for a protein of 218 amino acids. Gene Ontology annotation, biological process: double-strand break repair via homologous recombination; positive regulation of DNA-templated transcription. Gene Ontology annotation, cellular component: Swi5-Sfr1 complex.